AUGCCUCCAUUUGAUGACUGGAAUACCCUUGACAAAUAUGUAUCCAAUUCUGAGGAAGAAGAGUCACAAACUGGAAGUUUGGACUGGCACUACAACUACCAAGAAGAACAUGAGGAGGACGAUUACUAUAUGCCUUUCAGACCGACAAUUUCUCCUCUGUCGCCUCAUCCCGAAAUAAAAGCCCAAAUGGACACCAUAGAAGUCUCGGACUAUAAGGAUGGAAUUGCAACAAUGGCGGAAAGGGCAUUCAAAGGAGAAUUUGAGCGGGUUACACAGCUGUCAGCAAAUCUAAAGUAUAACAAAGCAAAUCCACCUUUAUUCAAAAAGCAGCACCCCAAUAAGCUAGCAAGCUACGCACAGCUCCGCGCCGGCAUGCAAGCUACCCAAGUUGAGCUCACCAUUCGUCUGUACCGUGCCAUCCUAAAGCAAAAACGCAAAUGCCUUAUCAAAUAUACGAAGAGCCCUCGACUUUUUGAAUAUGUCAUGCUCAAUCACAAAGCAGGUAAUGGCUCAAAAAUUAGGAUUGCAUUGUCACCUAUUCGGGCGGGAGUUCGGAAAGCGCAUCUAGCUCAGGAAAUUCGCAUUUUUGAAAUGAUGAUAUUGCGAAGAAAGGCUUACCUACUGGGUCUGUUGAGCAUUUCUCUGGGUGGUGGAGAGGCAAAUGACCCAACGAUACGAAGAGUCAAUGGUCUUCGUUUAAAUAUUUUUUAA
Messenger RNA from Psilocybe cubensis, 711 nucleotides. RefSeq lists its product as uncharacterized. The record is from RefSeq and is a predicted model, not a curated record. The coding region runs from base 1 to 711 and encodes 236 amino acids. Lineage: Eukaryota; Fungi; Basidiomycota; Agaricomycetes; Agaricales; Agrocybaceae. The transcript has 2 exons.